Messenger RNA from Vigna radiata var. radiata (mung bean), 967 nucleotides. RefSeq names its product mitochondrial fission 1 protein A. Gene Ontology annotation, cellular component: peroxisomal membrane; mitochondrial outer membrane. Gene Ontology annotation, molecular function: protein binding. The record is from RefSeq and is a predicted model, not a curated record. Gene Ontology annotation, biological process: mitochondrial fission; autophagy of mitochondrion; peroxisome fission. Bases 130 to 642 code for a protein of 170 amino acids. Lineage: Eukaryota; Viridiplantae; Streptophyta; Magnoliopsida; Fabales; Fabaceae. The transcript is spliced from 5 exons.
ACAUGCUACUAUGAGAAGGCGGUGUUAGCAUGAAAUCCAAAUGGUCUGAGUUUAUCUGAAGAGGGAGCGAGUUUUUGAAGUCAAAUAGAGUGAGUUGAAUUCGGUUGAACUCGGUCAGUGUUGAAUUUGAUGGCAAAGAUUGAAGCGAAGCUAGGGAUGAUCAUGGAUUCGGUAGGUCAGUUCUUCUCCGGCAAAGACCAUCUUCCCUAUUGCGACUCUGACAUCGUCGCGGGGUGUGAAAAGGAGGUACUGGAAGCAGAGAAACUAUCUUCUGAUGAACAUAUGCAAGAUUGUCUUUUGCGUUUAUCGUGGGCUCUUGUGCACUCCAAACAUCCCCAAGAUGUGCACCGUGGGAUAGCCAUGCUUGAAGCAUCUUUACCUUCUACAAAGGACCCACUGCAGCAAAGGGAGAAGCUUUAUCUUCUGGCUGUUGGAUACUUUAGAAAUGCUGACUAUUCAAGGAGUAGGGAUCUUGUCGACAGGUGCCUCACGAUUGCACCCGACUGGAGGCAGGCAGUGGCACUCAAGAAGGCAAUCGAGGAUAAGAUCACAAAAGAUGGUGUAAUUGGCUUAGGCAUUGCUGCUACUGCUGUAGGACUUAUAGCAGGUGGGAUUGCAGCAGCUGUGUCUAGAAAAAAGUGACAAUACUUUCUCUCAAACACAUAAUCUGAUAUGUAAGAAGCAAACAUAUAUCAUACUGGGAAUUUGCUGCAUCUUACUGCUUUUAUGAAAAAGAACGUGUGAACAAUAAUGUGUACAAAGCGGUGGAUAUGAUAUUUAAGUGCUAGAUGAGAUUUUUAGAGAUCUAAUGCAUGUUUUGGCAUUGAAAAAAUCUUGUCAUAGUUAUAAUUUGCUCCGUUUUUUUUAUGUUUUCGUAUCUGCCCAUACCCUCUCCCUUAUAAUGCAGUCCUGCAAUGUAAUUACUUUGAAUCACGCUUUAGAAAAUGUAUCCAUAAUUUGAUGUUCA